AUGAGUACCUGGCAACCAACCGAACAAGGUCUUUCUGACCUUUUGCAGCUUUUGCGUGAAGCUAUCAAUCCUACGGAUGGACAAAAUGUCCAGGAAAGACUUGAAUACUUCAACAAAAUUCCGGAUUACAACUCGUAUCUUGCCUAUAUUCUGACUCGCAUGCCGCAAGAAGAUCAGUAUCUUCGCUCGGUGGCCGGUUUGACGCUCAAGAACAACAUUCGAGCAUACUAUCCUACCAUUCCCGCUCCCGUCAUGGACUAUGUCAAGGAAAGUUGCUUGCAAAAUGUUGGAGACCCCGAAAUCGGUAAAGCCAUCAGUCUUGUUAUCGCAGCCAUCGUCUUGCGCGGUCAAGUCCACAAUUGGCCUCAAGCCCUCCAAGUCUUGAUGGAAAAGUUGGAUUCGUCUGACCCCGUCACGGUAGAGAAUGCUUUCAGCACAUUACAACGCAUCUGUGAAGAUUGCUCUCAUGAUUUGGAUAGCACCAUCGGUGGUGUUCAACCUUUAGAAUUCAUGAUCCCCAAAUUUAUUACGUUUUUCGAUCAUCCCAGUUACAAGCUUCGUUUGCAUGCCAUUGCAUCUAUUACGCAUUUUAUCUCUUUGCGAUCUCAACCAUUAAUGAACCGAAUGAACGACUACUUGGCCGCUCUUUUCAAUCGCGCCACCGACGAUAGCGUGGAAGUCCGUAAAGCCGUAUGCCAGGCGCUCGUUGGUCUUUUGGAAACCUGUCCUACGGCCUUGUUGCCGCACAUGCCCAAUCUGGUCGAAUACAUGCUCUACUGCACUCAAUCGGAUGAUCCCGAUUUAGCCUUGGAAGCUUGCGAAUUCUGGCUCGUGUUUGCCGAACAGGAUGAGUUGCGUGAACAUCUUCGUCCGUACUUGGCCAAGGUCAUUCCCGUCUUAUUGAAAGGAAUGGUGUAUUCCGAAGUCGAUCUGUUAACUCUCGGCGGCGACGAGGAUGAUGCUCACAUUGCCGACAACGAACAAGACAUCAAACCCCGUUUCCACAAGGCCAAUGUUGUCGAAGCAGGUCACAUCAAGGAUGAUGUCAGCGAGGAUAAGAAGAAGAGCAGCGGUCUUUUGGCCGAUGAUGAUGAAGAGGACGACGACGAGGAUGACGAGGAUGAUUUUGAUUUUGAUGACGAUGAGUUUUACGGUGAAUGGAAUCUGAGAAAGUGCAGUGCGGCCGCUUUGGAUGUCCUGUGUACAUCGUUUGAAGGCGAAGGCAUUCGUAUCCUGAUGCCCUUGCUCAAGACUGAAUUGGAAAGUGGCGACUGGCUCCACCGAGAAUGCGGUAUUCUUGCUUUGGGCGCUGCCGCUGAAGGUGGUAUGCAAGACAUUGCCCCCUUUUUGCCCGAGCUCGUUCCUUAUUUAUUGAAGAACCUCAACGAUCUCAAGCCUUUGGUUCGAUCCAUUACUUGCUGGACACUGGGUCGUUAUUCUUCGUGGAUUGUUCAGAUGGCGCGUCAGAGUCCCGAGGCGCGCAAGCAUUACUUUGAACCUCUUGUUCAAUUGUUAUUGCAGCGUAUCAUGGAUAACAAUAAGCGUGUGCAAGAAGCGGCCUGCUCAUCGUUUUCCUUGCUCGAGGAAGAAGGCACAGUAGAAUUAGUGCCCUAUUUGCAGCCCAUCCUUGUCACGUUAUCGGCUGCUUUCGAAAAGUACCAACAACGCAAUCUGUUGUUGCUCUACGACACCCUGGGGACAUUAGCUGAAGUUGUCGGCGAAGCCUUGAAUAAUCCCCCCUAUAUUGAACUCAUUAUGCCCCCGCUUAUCAAGAAAUGGCAAAAGAUCACCGAUGACAACACAGAUCUGUUCCCGCUCCUUGAGUGUCUUUCAUCGAUUUGUACGGCUUUGGGUAAAGGAUUCAAGCCUUUUGCUGAACCUGUGUAUCAGCGAUGUGUGAACUUGGUGUGCAAGACCCUUGAAGAAUGUCAAAUGACAGCCAUGGAUCCUACCCUGGACGAACCUGAUAAAGAUUUCAUGAUUGUCUCCUUGGACUUGUUGUCUGGCAUUGUCCAGGCUUUGAAUACCGAUGCCGAGCCCCUGGUCGCUAAUACCAAUCCUCCUGUGGUCCAAUUCUUAUCCAUUUGUAUUCAGGAUGAGGUUGCUGAAGUUCGACAAUCGGCUUAUGCGUUAUUGGGUGAUUUGGCCAUUUCUUGCUUUGAGCAUAUUCGUGCCGUGGUUCCCCAGUUCAUGCCUCAUGUUCUGCAUCAAAUUGAUCCUCAAGCUGAACAUUUGUCAGUAUGCAAUAACGCCGCUUGGGCUGCUGGUGAAAUCGCUAUCAAGUGGGGUGCGGAGAUUCAGCCUUAUGUCGAGCCAAUGUUGCAACGUUUGUUCCCACUGAUUGUCAAUCCUCAGAUCCAACGCACUUUGUUGGAAAACGUGGCCAUCACGAUUGGUCGUUUGGGUUUGACCUGUCCUAAUAUCGUCGCUCCUCAUCUGGAAAUGUUUAUUCAGCCCUGGCUUGCGGCAUUAACUCCCAUUCGUGAUAAUGACGAAAAGGCUUCUGCAUUCUCGGGUUUAUGCGAAAUGAUCAAGGCAAAUCCUCAGGGUGCUGUCAAGGAAUUUUUGGGGAUCUGUAUAGCUAUUGCACAUUACCAAGCGGUUCCUCAGGAAUUGCAUACAUCAUUUGGCAACAUUCUCAUGGGUUACAAGAACAUGUUUGGUGAGCAACAAUGGCAGCAGGCGCUGGCUAGUCUGCCACAAGAGAUCAGAGCGUCUUUGCAUGAACGUUAUGGUAUCUAA
This is a messenger RNA of Radiomyces spectabilis, 2742 nucleotides long. Its product is annotated as armadillo-type protein. Gene Ontology annotation, cellular component: nucleus; cytoplasm. The coding region runs from base 1 to 2742 and encodes 913 amino acids. Gene Ontology annotation, molecular function: nuclear import signal receptor activity; small GTPase binding. Gene Ontology annotation, biological process: protein import into nucleus. The record is from RefSeq and is a predicted model, not a curated record. NCBI's taxonomy places the organism in Eukaryota, Fungi, Mucoromycota, Mucoromycetes, Mucorales, Radiomycetaceae. The transcript has 10 exons.